CACCACUUAGUUAUUUACUAGGUAUCUACUAACGUUACCUCCCUACUCAUCCUUCGUCACCACUCCGACCCUGUUCCUCACUUCUGUUCUUGAGAAGGGCCAAAAAGUGCAGGGACAAAAAAGAGAGGGGCACAACAAAAAGAACAAGACUUUUACGAAGGGGGAUCUUAUUGCUUGUGCGCAAAAAAUAGUCCAGCCUUAAAAGAAAAGAAAAUCGAAAAAAAAGGGGGGGGGAAACUUUCCCUACUAAAUAACUCCUCUCCGCUUUGCUCGGGCAAAAAUUCAACCCCCCCCCCCCUAAAGCCCGUAUAUCUACGGAGUACUACUAACUUCCUAUUUCACAACUACUCCGCUCCACAACACGCCUCACCCUCCUCCCCCCCAAAUCCUGGUUCUGCGCCCGGCAAACCACCCUUUCAAAUUUUUACUCUCGCACACCAGCAUGAGGUCCAGUUAGCCCAACCUUUGGUUCGCAGACGGAUAUGGAAGCGUCUCACCCAGCCCCAGAGGGUAUUAUGUUACCCCCAAGCCCUGUGGACUCGGCAGGUUCGGUUGACUCGACCUCGUCCGGCUCUACCGUCGAGCAUACCAGGGAGCCAGAACGCAGUGAUCACGUCACGAUCACCUUGUCUCUCACGCCUGAUUCGCCUGCCCAAACUCCGAGUCGUGCUUCUUUCAACCGCUCCCACGUCCGCUCACGAUCGAUGAUCGAAGUUCCAGGCGUCCCUCCAAUGACGCGCGCCCACUCUUCCCCCGGGCUGGACUCGCGGGGCAGGUAUAUCUUCGUCAAUGGUCGCGGGGGCUCUGCCAACGCUGGCGACAAUUCAGCUAGGCGUUAUCUGCCGCUGCAGGUGAACACGGGGGAAUCGUCCGACUCGAGAAUGGUGCCCCUGAAUGUCUCCCAGACCAUCUCUGAGAACGCCGAGUUGGACACCAGCAUGGUUACGUCUCCUUCCAAGGCCGACUGGCACCCUAUAUCGCCUGUACUCCCGCACACACUUCCUCGCGUCAAUCGUCGACGCCCCUCGUCUCCUUUGAGUUUCCAUCCGCCAUCGUCGCCUGGUUCGGUCAUGGGCAGCCCGUCUCCCUCGCACUCCUCCCCUGGCGUACUCAGUUCGCGAUUCAAUGAGACUUUUCCAGGCUACUCUGGCUCUUCCACUUCAUCUAUUCCCUCGACCCCUACCAGUCUCCGAUCUCGCAGCCCGAGCAUCUCCUCGCUGGAAACCAUUCCGGAUAUUCCCGAUGCGGAAGCAGCAGCCAUAGAGGCGGACAGAAUCGCAGCAUUGAAAGCUGCUGCCGAUAAAGCCGACGAAGCGGAGGAGGCCACCAACACGAAUCGACGGCGUGGAACGUCCGAUGCCUCGGGUCCCUCGAGCCCUUUCAUGAACACGCGCGUUUCAUCUGGUGGAUACGGGGUGCGGGCCGAUAAGCGGAAGCGCUGGAGUGUCUGUGGGGCGGAACGUCGUCAAGAUCUGGACCUGGAGACCAUCUGGGAAGAUUGAGGAGUCAGCCGAAUCCGGCACGGCCACUACCAGGAACCACGAUCCUUCUUACAAUGGACAACGGCUCUCGCCGAGCUUCAAGAACAACAAAUCGCAAGAGCCGACCCCAUUGAACCUUAUCGAACGCACAUUUCUCGUUCUUUCAUUCAAUUCG
This is a messenger RNA of Aspergillus aculeatinus CBS 121060, 1656 nucleotides long. RefSeq lists its product as uncharacterized. The transcript has a single exon. NCBI's taxonomy places the organism in Eukaryota, Fungi, Ascomycota, Eurotiomycetes, Eurotiales, Aspergillaceae. The coding region runs from base 483 to 1502 and encodes 339 amino acids. The record is from RefSeq and is a predicted model, not a curated record.